AAGAGAAGAGAAGAAAAAGUUGGACAAAUAUUAAAAAAAAAAAAAAAGGUACUGAAAAUUUAUUAAAAAAGAUUCCGGUUGUGAUUGUUUUUAAGCGAUAAAAAUUAGAGACAGUCGCUGAAGGUUUUGUUUUCUCGGGUGUUGUUCACCUUGAUUAACUUUCGCUUAAAACACACCACACAUAUACAAAUGGCUGUGCCCUUUUAUUUGCCGGAGGGUGGUGCUGACGAUACAGUCGCGUCUGCUGCAGGCUUAGCAUCCGAUGGCACUGGCAGUACCUCCUCAUCUUCGCAGUCAUCACCCAAUACCACUUCAUCAGCUACUCAGACACCAAUCCAAAGUCCCCUGGUGCCCGGUGAUUUGGUAAUGGCAUUUUGUGAGGCUUUUUAUCGUUACUCUAUCAAUAGUGGAGCUCCAGUUUUUCAAUAUCCCACACCGCAAAGUCCUUCCUGUUCGGUACACAGUCCCUCGUACGUAGGAGGAGAUGUAUUUUUUCCACGCAGCCGCAGCACACCGCGCACACCCCGUACUAGCGUUAGCUUUGCUGCCGGCGAUGAAGUUAAUUUUUUCCAUCAGUCAUCACCGGCUGCCAGCAGUUCAAAUCUUCAACCAGAACCAAAUAAUAGCAACUCUAGCAAUCAACCACCACAAUCUGCUCCACCCACCGUAAAUAAUUCAAGUCAUCAGCAUCAUUAUCAUUCGCCUUUUCCCCUUCAUCCACGUGUUGCCGCUUACCAUCAUCCAAAUACUGCCAGCGGUUAUUGCCAAUAUACACCACCGCCGACGCCUACCACUGCCACCACAUCAACGGGUACAUCGACUGGUGCUGUGCACCGACAUUUACAUCGCAGUCUAUCGGAUACGGCGAGAAGAUCUCGUUUGACUUCGACAGGCGAAGAUGAGCGUGAAUAUCAGAGUGAACAUGAGACCAGUUGGGAUGAAUACGAUGACCGUUACGAUAAUUUUACAGCGGGCCGUGAACGUUUGCAAGAGUUUAAUGGUCGCAUCCCACCACGCAAAAAGAAAAAGGACUUACCGAAACCAAAAUCAGAAAAGAAGGAACAAAGUUUCACUUGGCCUGCGGUGGUUACAGUCUUCGUAGUUGCCAUGGGCUGUGGUUUUCUAGUAGCGCGAUGAGUGCGAGUGCCAAACCUCUAAGGAGCAUAGUUUUUUAAACGAGAAAAGCGAAUUUAUUAAUUUCCAUGAAACUAGUUCAAUGUACAACAAGUCACAGGUAAAUAGGCUGAACAGCGACCGGCCGCAAAAAAAUGUUAGAAUGAUGAAAAGAAAACGGAAAAGGGGAAACUUUAAAGUGAAGCUGCUCAGCGCAAAGAAAAAGCGAUGUAAUAUAAAAAAGGAAAAGGAAUUCUACAUUAAUUCCGUAAAAA
Glossina fuscipes is the source of this 1388-nucleotide messenger RNA. It is a transcript of the gene hid, whose product is annotated as cell death protein hid. Lineage: Eukaryota; Metazoa; Arthropoda; Insecta; Diptera; Glossinidae. The transcript has 4 exons. The coding region runs from base 190 to 1137 and encodes 315 amino acids. The record is from RefSeq and is a predicted model, not a curated record.